Molecule: messenger RNA, 3319 nt
Organism: Quercus robur (English oak)
Lineage: Eukaryota; Viridiplantae; Streptophyta; Magnoliopsida; Fagales; Fagaceae
Product: aconitate hydratase, cytoplasmic-like
Exons: 20
Coding region: 154-3123 (989 amino acids)
Biological process (GO): citrate metabolic process; tricarboxylic acid cycle
Cellular component (GO): mitochondrion; cytosol
Molecular function (GO): 4 iron, 4 sulfur cluster binding; aconitate hydratase activity
Source: RefSeq, a predicted model, not a curated record
GUGCCCAUAAAGCCCCCUCCCUCCUCCUUUUCCUUCUAUAACAGAACCCACUCACCUCACCACCAUUGCAGACCUUCAUUUCUCUCUCUCUCUCUCUCUCUCUCUCUCUCUCUCACUGUGACGGCGUUAGGGUUUCCCUAAGGCCUAGUAAACAUGGCCACGUCAUCGUCGGCCUUGCUCAGAGCUCCGCGGUUGCGAUUCUCGUCGUCGUUGUUUUCAGCCUCGGCUUCUUCGUCUUCGCAAGCGUACGCGUCGUUUGCGAAUCAGAAGCAGAGGUUCUUAUCGACGAAGGCGUUUCGGUCGCUGAGGUGGUCGGCGACGACGCGGUGGAGCCACGGCGUGAAUUGGCGGGGAUGCGGAUCUUCCGUUAGCCUCCGAGCCCAGGCCCGAACCGCCGCUCCGGUUCUCGACCGAAAUUUCUCAACUUCCGCAACUGAACAUGCUUUCAAGAAAAUAUUGACCAGUCUUCCCAAGCCUGGAGGUGGCGAGUUCGGGAAAUUCUAUAGUUUGCCGGCUCUGAAUGAUCCCAGAAUUGACAGGCUGCCAUACUCUAUAAGGAUUCUUUUGGAAUCUGCCAUACGUAAUUGUGACAACUUCCAAGUUACCGUUGAUGAUGUUGAAAAGAUUAUUGAUUGGGAGAAUACAUCUCCAAAGCAAGUUGAAAUUCCCUUCAAGCCUGCUCGUGUUCUCUUGCAGGACUUUACUGGAGUACCGGCAGUGGUUGACCUUGCUUGCAUGCGGGAUGCCAUGACGAAGCUUGGUGCCGAUCCUAACAAGAUCAAUCCAUUGGUUCCAGUAGACCUUGUUGUUGAUCAUUCUGUUCAAGUUGAUGUGGCUAGAUCCGAAAAUGCAGUACAGGCUAAUAUGGAACAUGAGUUUCGGAGGAAUAAGGAGAGAUUUGCUUUUCUUAAGUGGGGAUCAUCUGCUUUCCAUAACAUGCUUGUCGUUCCUCCUGGUUCAGGAAUUGUUCACCAGGUUAAUCUGGAAUACCUUGGAAGGGUUGUUUUUAACACUGAUGGCACUCUCUACCCUGAUAGUGUGGUGGGUACUGAUUCCCACACAACUAUGAUUGAUGGGUUGGGAGUUGCAGGCUGGGGAGUUGGAGGAAUAGAAGCUGAGGCAACAAUGCUUGGGCAGCCAAUGAGCAUGGUGUUGCCUGGUGUUGUUGGAUUCAAGUUGUCGGGAAAACUGCAUAAUGGUGUUACCGCGACUGACUUAGUUUUAACUGUGACCCAAAUGUUGAGGAAGCAUGGUGUUGUUGGCAAGUUUGUUGAGUUUUAUGGUGAGGGUAUGGGUGAAUUAUCACUGGCUGAUAGGGCCACUAUUGCUAACAUGUCUCCCGAAUAUGGGGCAACCAUGGGCUUUUUCCCUGUAGAUCAUGUGACAUUGCAAUACCUUAAAUUAACUGGAAGAAGUGAUGAGACAGUGUCAAUGAUAGAAACAUAUUUGCGUGCAAACAAAAUGUUUGUUGACUAUAAUGAGCCUCAACAAGAAAGAGUGUACACAUCUUAUCUGCAAUUGGACUUGGCAGAUGUUGAACCCUGUGUUUCAGGACCAAAGCGGCCUCAUGACCGGGUCUCAUUGAAAGAGAUGAAGGCUGACUGGCAUGCAUGUCUUGACAACCAAGUUGGAUUUAAGGGCUUUGCUGUACCAAAAGAGGAAAAGGAUAAGGUUGUAAAAUUUUCAUUCCAUGGACAACCUGCUGAACUUAAGCAUGGUAGUGUGGUCAUUGCAGCUAUUACAAGUUGUACAAACACAUCAAACCCUAGUGUCAUGCUUGGCGCUGGUCUUGUUGCAAAGAAAGCCUGUGAACUAGGUUUGCAGGUUAAACCAUGGAUUAAAACAAGUCUUGCUCCUGGUUCUGGAGUUGUUACUAAAUAUCUGCUCAAGAGUGGUCUGCAAAAGUACUUAAAUGAGCAAGGCUUUCAUAUUGUUGGCUAUGGCUGUACAACAUGUAUUGGGAAUUCUGGGGAACUUGAUGAAUCAGUCGCUUCUGCAAUUUCAGAUAAUGACGUUAUUGCUGCUGCUGUUCUGUCUGGAAACAGAAACUUUGAAGGCCGUGUGCACGCAUUAACGAGAGCUAACUAUCUUGCUUCACCUCCUUUGGUUGUUGCCUAUGCACUGGCUGGCACGGUUGACAUUGACUUUGACAAAGAGCCAAUUGGCACAGGGAAGGAUGGGAAGAGUGUAUACUUCAAAGACCUCUGGCCCAGUAAUGAAGAAAUUGCAGAGGUAGUCCAAACUAGUGUGUUGCCUGAUAUGUUCAAGAGCACUUAUGAGGCUAUCACAAAGGGGAACCCCAUGUGGAAUCAGCUUUCGGUCCCCUCUUCAACUCUUUACUCUUGGGAUCCAAAUUCAACCUACAUUCAUGAGCCACCAUAUUUUAAUGACAUGACUAUGGACCCUCCUGGUCCUCAUGGAGUAAAAGAUGCCUUUUGCUUGCUCAAAUUUGGUGACAGUAUAACCACUGAUCAUAUAUCUCCAGCAGGGAGUAUCCACAAGGAUAGCCCUGCUGCAAAGUAUCUACUUGAGCGUGGGGUUGAUUACAAGGACUUCAAUUCCUAUGGAAGUCGUCGCGGCAAUGAUGAAGUCAUGGCAAGGGGUACUUUUGCCAAUAUUCGUCUUGUCAACAAGCUCUUGAACGGAGAAGUGGGUCCCAAGACAAUUCACAUCCCAACAGGAGAGAAGCUUUAUGUGUUUGAUGCAGCAAUGAAGUACAAGGCUGCUGGGCAGGACACAAUUGUCUUAGCUGGAGCAGAGUAUGGAAGUGGCAGUUCUCGAGAUUGGGCUGCCAAGGGUCCAGCACUACUUGGAGUGAAAGCUGUGAUUGCAAAGAGCUUUGAGAGAAUCCAUCGCAGCAAUCUGGUUGGAAUGGGAAUUAUUCCACUUUCUUUCAAGCCUGGUGAGGAUGUAGAAACACUAGGAUUGACAGGUCAUGAGCGCUAUACAAUAGACCUGCCAAGCAAAAUCAGUGAGAUAAGGCCUGGCCAAGAUGUUACUGUGACAACUGACACUGGCAAAUCUUUCAUGUGCACAGUCCGCUUUGACACAGAGGUGGAGUUGGCAUAUUUUGAUCAUGGCGGCAUUCUUCCAUAUGUCAUCCGAAACCUGAGCAAAGAGUAAACAAUUGAGCUUUGGCAUUCACUGUUUCACACCUUCUAAGCUUCUUCCCACGGGAAUUUUUUUUUAGGGGCGAUCACAUUUAGAGAUGUCAUGAAUCAUGGCCACAGCCUCUGAGUUCACCAGUUAGUUUAUGUCCCCUUUUCCAUUUAGCUGGGAUGGUGCUUGCAAUAAAAUUGUGAGGAAAGUUCAUUGUUUU